This is a messenger RNA of Sinocyclocheilus grahami, 2318 nucleotides long. RefSeq names its product ras association domain-containing protein 1-like. Gene Ontology annotation, biological process: Ras protein signal transduction. Bases 759 to 1844 code for a protein of 361 amino acids. The transcript is spliced from 8 exons. NCBI's taxonomy places the organism in Eukaryota, Metazoa, Chordata, Actinopteri, Cypriniformes, Cyprinidae. The record is from RefSeq and is a predicted model, not a curated record. Gene Ontology annotation, cellular component: microtubule cytoskeleton; nucleus.
UCAGGAAACGAUGUCCGCUCAAACUAGGACGGAUCGCGCCGGAUUAAGCGUUAAUCUGAGUCUACGGCGCAUGCGCAGAAACGCACACUAGCGGUCGCGUCGGACAAGGUGCGCGUUCAGAGGAGAAACUAACAGCUGCGAAUCACGAGAAAACAUCUGAGGAAACAUCUCGCUGCCGGUGGAGGACCAUUUUCACUUCAGCCUUGAGCGUAACGGAAGACGUUGUCUCAGUUUUGCGCAAUCAUUUGCGUGAUCUGCUCUCAAACACGCGUCGCGCGCGCAGAUUACGCUUGAUUUGAGACGCGUUUACUGUCAAUCUGAGCGUUAAAAGUCACUUGCUUUGGUUUAAGGCCCGUUCUCUGGAUUAGGACAGUAGCCAAAAGAGGUGCCCUACAACAAAAAUGGUCCAAAACACCCUUGAGUGCAAUAUCCCUCCUCACGCAUACUGAUCAGCCUCCAGAUAGAUGUUGUCAAGUGGUUUUGUAAAGGACAGAUUGAGCCAGAUGAAAACUGAUUUGAGAACUGACAUCGUUCUGAAAACUCAUCAAAAAAUCAUCAUCUCUUUUAUAUUAAGACUGUAGGAUCGACAUGAGUGAUCCAUGUUUGUUCUAAGCCUGGAUAUGCAAACACAUCAGAGCCAGACCCGAAGUCUGUGGGCCUGGUUUGGCGUAAACAGGAUCGCUCUGAUGUGGUCUGAAGUUAUAAAUCAUCUCCCAUGACCUACUGAGCCAUGCUUUGCAGCCUCCUGUGUUCCCAAUAUGGCAAAAUGUGAGCUUAUUGAACUGCAGGACUUGACUCCAGAUGACCGCAUCGAGUUAGCACCCCCUAGCGGCCCUCCGGCCCGCGAUGGGCCCACUCUAGAAAGGUGGAGCAAAGAGAAGGUGGUGCGGAUGGUGGGGGAGCGCGUGCGUCUGGAGGACCCCGACUGGCUGACGUGUAAACCGGGAUGGGGACAUGAAUUCCAGCCCUGCAGACAGACGCAGCUGAGCUGGUGCGACCUCUGCGGAGAGUUCAUCUGGGGCCUGUACCACCAGAGCCUCCGCUGCACACACUGUAAUUACACUUGUCACUACCGCUGUCAACCCUUCAUUCAACUGGACUGCAGCUUGAACUGCGACGCCGUCAGCAAACAGCUAAACUACUGCGAGGACACGAUCGAGACGGACACUAAUGUGGAUGAGCCAGUGGACUGCAGGAAACAGGAGCUGUCCCUCAGUGAAAUACAACAGAAAGUGAAAGAAUACAAUGCUCAGGUCAACAGUAACCUCUUCAUGGUUCUGAACCGUGAUGGAUCGUACACUGGCUUCAUAAAGGUCCAGUUCAAGCUGGCCCGGCCCGUGUCUCUCCCUCCUCCACGGAGCACGUCCUCCUCCUCGGGACGGGAUGGCGAUUGUCAGGAAGACAAAGCACUGAAGCACCACACCUCAUUCUACCUGCCCAGAGACACGGUCAAACACCUGCACAUCAGCUCCAGCACGCGGGCCAGAGAGGUCAUCGAAGCCCUGCUGAAGAAAUUCACUGUGGUGGACAAUCCGGCCAAGUUCUCACUGUUUGAACGCAGUGAACGACAGAAUCAAGUGUACUUAAGGAAGUUAGCAGAUGGCGAACAUCCGCUUUUCCUGCGCCUGUGUGCUGGACCCAACGAGCAAGUCCUCAGUUUAGUCCUUAAAGAGAAUGAAACGGGGGAAGUUAAUUGGGAUGCGUUCAGUUUUCCUGAACUCCAGAACUUCCUGCGCAUCCUGAAGCGGGAGGAGGAGGAUCACGUGCGGCAGAUCGUGCGGCGCUACACUCUGGCCAGAGACAAGAUGAAAGAAGCUCUGAAGAACUUCAGCACGCCGGGCUGAAACAAGCUGCUUCUUAUACCUCAGAAACAGUGAAAACAAGAAGGAAAAAUACUGUUUGAGUCUAAAGAGUGUGUGGAAGAACCCUUUGUCCUGCUCUGGACAUGAGACGGGUCAGAAGUGAAAGGGAAAUGAGAGUGAGAGACAGGAGUAGUGUGUGUUUAAGCGUGACUGGUGAGCGUGAGAGGAGUGUGACAUUAACUGACUGGAAGAAAUGCUGCAGUCGUAGCUGUAGAUCCAGAUGUGGAGUGACAUCAUUCCAGUGUGAGCCACAGAUUGUUGGUCUGUGGUGAAUGAAAUACAUCAAAGCAGAUUAUAGAGUAUUUUAGCAUCAUUUAUACAUGUAAUAGGGAAAAAAAGAUUCUUUUAAAUAACACCAUUUAGUGAUACAAUACUUGUCAGAUAUUGAAGCACCCAUGUAUAUAUUGGAUAUUCACUGUAAAUGAAAUGAAAUUAAAUACAAUAUUUCCCCUUUGA